Molecule: messenger RNA, 1305 nt
Organism: Dioszegia hungarica
Lineage: Eukaryota; Fungi; Basidiomycota; Tremellomycetes; Tremellales; Bulleribasidiaceae
Product: putative pyruvate dehydrogenase
Exons: 7
Coding region: 1-1305 (434 amino acids)
Biological process (GO): branched-chain amino acid catabolic process; response to nutrient
Molecular function (GO): catalytic activity
Source: RefSeq, a predicted model, not a curated record
AUGCGCUUGACACCCCUGUACCGAUGCGUGCGCUCCAAUGCUCGACGCUACGUGACAGUCUCCAUUGACGACGCCUCGGAUGUGCGGCCGGUCGACAAGAUCAAGCCGCCCAUGUCGCGGGUCGCGCCUUCUCCCCAGCCAGAGAACGUGUCUGAUGAGGAACCGUCACUAGGAAGGAGCAACUUGCUGCUAGAUACCGAGGAGAAGGCUCUCGCCACUCCAGGCCUAGUCUUUGCAGAUGGACACGGUCUGCGCGGACCCACAGGCAAAGGCAGGCAGACGAGGCGAAUGAACUACUACCAAUCAGUGCGAGACGCUCUUGGAACUGCGCUGGCAACGAACGACAAGGCUAUCGUCUUUGGAGAGGAUGUCGCUUUUGGGGGUGUAUUUCGCUGUACAAUGGGGCUCACAGAGGAGUUUGGCAAGCGACGAGUCUUCAACACGCCCUUGACGGAGCAGGGGAUAGCUGGAUUUGGCGCGGGGUAUGCAAGUGUCGGCGGGUGUGCGAUUGGAGAGAUACAAUUUGGUGACUAUAUCUACCCCGCUUUCGACCAACUAGUCAACGAAGUGGCCAAGCAGAACUACGCAAGCGCAGGAGGGUAUCCACAGGGGUCAUUCACCAUCCGCGCGCCCAUCAUGUCGGUCGGUCACGGCGGCCUGUACCACUCGCAAAGUCCAGAGGGCUUCUUCAUGGGCGCGGCGGGAUUGCGAGUGGUCAUACCUCGAUCGCCAAUACAGGCGAAGGGGUUGCUACUCGCGGCGAUACGAGAUCCAGUACCGACAAUCGUUUUCGAGCCCAAGAUCCUCUACCGAGCGGCGGUCGAGCAGGUGCCGGUGGACGACUUUACGCUCCCGCUCGACCAGCCAGAAGUCAUUCGAGAGGGGACGGAUCUGACGGUGGUGUCGUAUGGAACGCCACUGUACACUUGCUUGCGCGCUAUUGAACUCUUGACAAACCCCCCGCCCGCACUUGUCCAGUUCCUCCCCGAGCAGCUCAGACCACCUCAUCCUCCGCCCUCCAUCCAGCUUGUUGACCUUCGCACCAUCAAUCCAAUGCCCUCCGCCGCCGUUGCCGAUCUGGUCAAGAAGACAGGGCGGCUAGUGAUCUGCCACGAAGCCGGCAAGUCCGGUGGUGCCGGGAACCAGCUUGCCGGCGAGGUCGGUCGUCGGGCAUUCGAACACCUAGAAGCGCCGAUCGGACUGGUCAGCGGAUGGGAUACGCCUGUACCCCUCGUUUUCGAGAAGUUCUAUCAGCCGGACGUCAUCAGGGUAUUUGACAAGAUUGUAGAGACCCUGGGCUAUUGA